CAGCACCCAUCAAACACUUUAUUUUCUGUUAGCUGUGACCUGUGAGUUUUUUCGAGUCCAACAAAAAUGGCGGUAACGAAGCAACUGCCGGCGGCGGAAGAAGAGAAGCUGCUGAGGCAGAGGAACGAGGAGUUGGAGAGGGAGUUGAGGAAAAGCCAGGAGAGGGAGGAGCGGAUGAAGGCGGAGCUCCAGAGAGCCCGCGAGAGGCUCCGAGUCGCCGAGGAGGCAGAAGAGCGUCUCUGCUCUCAGCUCGGCGAGCUCGAAGCCGAGGCCGUCGAUCAGGCGCGUAUGGAUCACGGCCGAAUUCUGGCCCUCGCGGACCAGCUCUCGCACGCCCAGCGCCUCCUCCAGGCUUCCGCCAUUCCCCUGCCGUCGUCGGGACUCGCUUCCAAAUGACAGCCUGGCUGAAACAUUAGUUACUAACCGUUUCCUCUUUUGUGAAAAAAAAAAAAGCCGUAAUUUUGUUCUAGUUUGUGUUGAGUUGUUGGUUGUAAUUAGAGUGGUACAAAAAAUACCCAUCAUCGUGUCGGUAUCUCAAAUCAAUAGCUCAUUAUUGUAAGUAAGUCCGCUUUGUACGUUUUUUUGUUGUUGUAAUUUGGACUUGUUCGUGUUGUGUAUUAUGUUGUUCGAUAAUUUGAAUCAUUUGAUUUUUAAUCAUUUCUUUCCCUUUGAAGAAAACGAAUAUGUAGAGAAGAAGAGAGAUAUUUUGUUUUGCAA
This is a messenger RNA of Malus domestica (apple), 717 nucleotides long. RefSeq names its product protein RESPONSE TO LOW SULFUR 3-like. Gene Ontology annotation, biological process: cellular oxidant detoxification. The record is from RefSeq and is a predicted model, not a curated record. NCBI's taxonomy places the organism in Eukaryota, Viridiplantae, Streptophyta, Magnoliopsida, Rosales, Rosaceae.